Messenger RNA from Poecilia latipinna (sailfin molly), 1562 nucleotides. RefSeq names its product POC1 centriolar protein homolog A-like. The record is from RefSeq and is a predicted model, not a curated record. The coding region runs from base 159 to 431 and encodes 90 amino acids. Lineage: Eukaryota; Metazoa; Chordata; Actinopteri; Cyprinodontiformes; Poeciliidae. The transcript is spliced from 2 exons.
UUUUCCCACUUUUGACGCCCACACAGGCAGACUUCCUGGCACGUCGUGUCACCGGACCGAGAGUGGAAGCGUGGACCCGAGGUGAAAGUGUCAGCAGGGCAAGGUCGAUUUCUGGGAACCAGACCGGCUCAGACGGCCCGAGAAGAGGAAAAGGAAGGAUGGAGGAAGAGGACACGACGCAGAGCCGCCCACUGGACGUUCUCCCCGGUCAUCCAUCAAGUCUGGACUUCACCCUGCAGCACAUUGUUCGACAGCUGGAUGUUCUCACGCAGACCGUUUCCGUGCUGGAGGAGCGUCUCACCCUAACAGAGGACAAGAUGAAGGAGUGUCUCCAGCAUCAGUCUCAGAUCCUGAAAGACCUGAAGACAUCGGGACAGAGAUCUAGGACAGUGAGCGAAGACACGGAUGAGUCCCUUUUUCAUUUCACUUAAGGAUCCCCUUCUGCCCCCUCAUCUCUCAGGCAUAAACAGAGUGUCUCUAUGGCUUCUCUCAUAACUAUUAAGAAUGUAUGGGUAUGUGUGUGAGUGAUUUAUUUGUUUUUUUUGUUUUGGUUUUUUAAACCAACAUGACGGUGGUCCUAGUCUAGGAUCAGAGGGUUAAUCAGGAUUCUGGCAGCAGUCAGUGAUUUAUGGUGCAUCUCCUUGUGCGUAUGAGCGACUGACAUGUUUCCCUGUGUUUCUUUCAUCACUGACUGACAUCCAGCUGUACGGCGCAGCAUCCAUCUGUGUUUGAGCCGACAUGCUGAGGUGUAACCUGCUGUGACAACAGGCCAUCUGCUGUAGCGCCUCCCAGCAUUUACAUGUGGUUACUUGUAAAUAAGCCGGUGCUUUUUGCAGUUUGGCGCUGCAAAAAAUUUUAUUAUUUUUUUAUCUAUAUAUAUCAAUAUGUUUUGUAUCUAUUGUAAAAUUCUGAUUCAUAGAAACAUGAAACUGGGCGCAUUUGGCCUCAAAUUAAUCUUUUAUUAUUUAUAUGUUGAUAGAUAAAAUACUACAUUGCACUUUUUUAAGGCCAUCAAGACCAAAAUAGACUUUGGUUUUGCAUAAUAUUUUUAUUUUGCAAACUUGUUUCCUCUAACUGGUCAUAAUAUUAUCAUGUUUCAUGAAGUUGUGACUCGAUUCUCAUGUAGAGUCUUUGGAGAAAACUAAAGAUUUGGGUGACUGCAUACCAGAGGUGUUGAGGAAGCUCAGGUUUCUUUGACACCAGCCUUCAGUUUAUCUGUAUUGUUGGAUGUGGUGUCUCUCAUCUUCUCAUUGAUGGUAUUAGUCUAUAGUGUCUCUGUGGGGUUCAGGUCAGGCUAGUUUGCUGGCUAAUCAAGUGCAGGAACACCACGGUCAUUGAACGAGUCAUUUUGGUGCCUUUGGCAGUGUGGGAAAUGCCAAGUCCUGCUGAAAAUUGAAAUCAUGAUCUCCAUAAAGCAGGAAGCAUGAAGUGCUCUAAGAUUUCCUGCCAGACGGCUGAAAACCCAGUGAACCAAUAACAGCAGAUGAAACGGAACAUGUGUUUUUAUCAUCUGUAAAGCAUAAUCACCAAAAUUACAUGAAAUAAAGGCUUGGAAUAUUUCA